Molecule: messenger RNA, 2580 nt
Organism: Phodopus roborovskii (desert hamster)
Lineage: Eukaryota; Metazoa; Chordata; Mammalia; Rodentia; Cricetidae
Product: vomeronasal type-2 receptor 116
Exons: 6
Coding region: 1-2580 (859 amino acids)
Biological process (GO): G protein-coupled receptor signaling pathway
Cellular component (GO): membrane
Molecular function (GO): G protein-coupled receptor activity
Source: RefSeq, a predicted model, not a curated record
AUGUUCUUGUGGAUCUUUUUCAAUGGGUUUCUCCUGAUACCCAAUCUUGUGGUUGCCUAUAGCACUGAUGAGUGCUACUAUAAAAUCAAGGAAGACUUUCACCAAGAAGGCGAUGUGGUGAUUGGUGUAUUUUUCCCUCUUCAUAUAUACUACACAGGCAUGAAAUUUUCACAUGCAUAUCUGCCACACUAUUUGAAAGACUUCCUCAUGCAGUAUAAUUUUAGAAACUACCAGUUUCUUCUGGCUCUAGUCUUUGCUGUUGAAGAGAUCAACAAGAAUCCAUACCUUCUACCAAACAUAUCUCUGGGGUUUGAUUUCUAUAAUGUCCCAUACAAUGAUAUUCAAAUUCUUAUGAAUGCUGCUAUUUGGCUCACAGGGCUGAGCAAUCCCCUCUCUAAUUACAACUGUAAAAAGGAGAACAAGGCAGCUGCUGUGCUCACAGGAACAUCAUGGACAACAUCUGCCCACAUAGGGACACUCCUGCAACUCUACAAAUUCCCACAGAUUACUUUUGGGCCUUUUGAUCCUAUAUUGAGCAACCAAGGACAGUUUUCUUCAUUGUACCAGAUGUCUCCCAAAGACACAUUUCUGUCCCAUGCCAUUGUCUCUUUGAUGGUUCAUUUCCACUGGACCUGGGUUGGUCUGCUCCUCCCUGAUGACCACAGAGGGACAAAUAUUCUGUCAGAUUUAAGAGAAAAGUUUCAGAGUAGUAGAGUAUGCAUGGCUUUUGUAGAAAUGAUCCCAGGCACCUGGAAUUCAUUUUCCAAUAAAUUUUGGAAAAAUCUGGAAAAGAUACGAGAAUCACUGGCCAAUGUAAUCAUUAUUUAUGGUGACACUGAUUCUCUUCAAGGAUUAAUGCGAAAUCUAGGGCAACAGUAUUUUACACAGAAGGUCUGGGUUAUGAAUUCUCAAUGGGAUGCAACAAACCACGCUGAAUAUUUUAUGCUAGACUCUUUCCAUGGGAGUUUCAUUUUUGAACACCACUAUGAAGAAAUGAUUGAGUUCACCAAUUUUAUUAGAAGAGUUAAUCCAUAUAAAUACCCAGAAGACAAUUACCUUCCCAAAUUGUGGCAUUUGUUCUUUAAGUGCCGAUUUUCUGAGCUUGAUUGUCAACUUUUAGAGAUAUGCCAACCCAAUGCUUCCUUGGAAUUCUUGCCUAGACACAUUUUUAAUACAGCCAUGAAUGAAGAGAGCUUCAAUAUAUAUAAAGCUGUGUAUGCUGUGGCCAAAAGUCUUCAUGAGAUGAGUCUUCAACAAGUACAAUUACAGCCACAUGCAAAUGGGAUGACAAUGGUGUUUUUCCCUUGGCAGCUUCACCAUUUCCUGAGGAAGAUUAUUGUGGAAGACAACACAAGUUUAGAUUGGAAACAGAAAUCAGAUGCUGAGUAUGACAUUCUCAACUUUUGGAAUUUUCCCAAGGGUCUUGGAUUAAAGGUGAAAGUAGGAACGUUUUCCUCAAAUACUGCCCAACAUCAACAGUUGUCUUUACAUGAGCAGAUGAUACAAUGGCCAGAAAAAUUUUCAGAGAUUCCUCCUUCUGUUUGCAAUGAGAGAUGUGGACCUGGAUUCAGGAAAGUUGCCCUGGAGGGCAAGGCUGUCUGCUGCUAUGAUUGCACUUCUUGUCCAGACAAUGAGAUUUCCAAUGAGACAGAUGUGGAUCAGUGUAUGAAGUGUCCAGAAAAUCAUUUUGCCAACAGAGGGAAGAACCACUGUCUCCAGAAAGCUGUCAGUUUUCUAGCUCAUGAAGACCCCCUAGGGAUGAUUCUCACCUGUAUAGCCCUGUGCUUCUCUGCACUCACAGUUGUGGUUCUUGGCGUCUUUGUAAAGCACAAAGAUACUCCCAUUGUGAAGGCAAACAACCGGUCCCUCAGUUACAUCUUGCUGAUUGCACUCACCAUCUGUUUCCUCUGUUCUUUGCUCUUCAUUGGCCGUCCCAACACUGUUACCUGUAUCCUGCAGCAGACCACAUUUGGAGGUGCAUUCACUGUGGUUCUUGCCACUGUCUUGGCCAAAGCUAUUACUGUGGUCAUUGCCUUCAGGAUCACAUUUCCAGGGAGAGUGGUGAGGUGGUUAAUAAUAUCAAGAGCCCCAAACUUCAUCAUCCCCUUUUGUUCCAUCAUCCAACUUAUUCUCUGUUGCAUAUGGCUAGGAAUCUCCCCACCCUACAUUGACCAAGAUGCUCAUGCUGAAUAUGGGCAUGUCAUCAUUGUGUGCAACAAGGGCUCAGCUAUUGCUUUCCAUUGUGUUCUGGGAUAUCUCUGCUCCUUGGCACUAGGAAGUUACAUCAUGGCCUUCUUGUCCAGAAAUCUGCCUGACACAUUCAAUGAAGCAAAAUUCUUGUCAUUCAGCAUGCUGGUGUUCUUCUGUGUUUGGGUCACAUUCCUCCCAGUCUACCACAGCACAAAGGGGAAGGUCAUGGUGGCUAUGGAAGUCUUCUCUAUCUUGGCUUCUAGUGCAGCAAUUCUUGGCUUCAUCUUUGCCCCAAAGUGCUACAUUAUCUUGUUAAAACCAGAUAAAAACUCUCUUCAAUAUAUGAGGGAGAGAAACCACCCCAGAAGAAAUAAGUCUCUCAAAACCUAG